GGACCGGGACUGGCAUUUAUUGCGUACCCUGAGGCUAUAACCCAGAUGCCCGUGUCACCUCUUUGGGCUGUCCUUUUCUUUCUAUGUCUUAUAGUCCUGGGCUUAGACACUCAGUUUGUUGGAGUAGAAGGACUCAUCGCUACGAUUGUGGAUUUAUAUCCUAAUACUCUUCUCAAGGGGCUUCGUCGUGAAUUGUUAUGUGUCUUUGUCUGCUUGGUCUUCUGUUUAGCUGGAAUACCUAUAUGUACCUACGGAGGCAUGUAUAUCUUCCAAUUGUUCGAUUAUUAUGCAGCCAGUGGCUUUGUUCUUCUGUGGGUUUCUAUGUUUGAAAGCUUUACCAUCGGAUGGGUUUACGGUGGGCGUCGAUUUAUGAAGAAUGUAACAGAGAUGUCAGGUGUUAGAUGGAUUGCUCCUUACAUGAUAGCAUCGUGGAUCUGUCUCUCUCCACUCUUUACCUCCGCAAUCUUUGUCUUUAGCCUGGUGAAAUACAAACCCCUGACGUACAAUAAUACAUACGUGUACCCAUGGUGGGGCUAUAUGAUCGGCUGGAUGCUCGCCCUCGUUUCCAUGGUCAACAUCCCUAUCGUCUUCUUCUAUCAGUUGAUCUUCAGCGCCCACGGAUCCCUGAUUGAGCGGUGGAAUGUCCUUACCACACCGUACCUGCCUCACUGCCGAAGCGAAACAGUCAACGCCCCCAACGUCCACGUGGUCGAGCCUAGCUUUCUAAAUAUUGAACUUGGCCUCAACAGCAAGGCCAACAGCGAUGUGAUAAAGAACUGUGACAGCGACAUGCCUCCACCGCCUUACGAUGAAUCUGUUGGGGCUCAUGAUCACGAUGCCAUAAACAGUGUCUAAUAACAAGACUUUCUCUGCAUUCAACUGGUUGGUGAUAAGAUCAUCUGACAAUCACGUGAUCUACAUUGCUGUAUACAUGCAUGAUUGCGCAUUAAUUCGUCAUUAUGUUGUUAUAAUUGAUAUGAUGGUUUUAUGUUGUAUAUGCGAAUACAUAUUAAUAUGAAAUUUUUUAGCGCGCCCCUUGGGUUGUUCUCAUGGCCGCAGGUGAAUAAAGACUGACGUAAUCUCAAAGUCGCUUAGUAUAAUUUCUUCUUCUUACUCAUGUAACUUGAUAUUUGCUCAAUCCGUGGCGAUUGCGAAAUUGUUCUUAUCGAUAUCAAGGGGUAGCCAAUUAUAGUGGACAUGGUAUUACUUUGACUAGCAGUUGGCCCACAACUAGCGAGAUGAAAUAUUCUUUCUUUAAUUGCAUUCCUGAUCUUGGAAGAAUACUCUCCAAAUGCUUAACCAUAAAAUGAUAUGAACAGGGUAUUUCUGAAAAUCAAUUAGAUUUUUUGUUUUUAUAUAUAUAUAUAUGACUUGUUUAAUGUUUUUUGUAAUGUAUUACAUGUAUUUUGCAUUUGAAUGGUUUGUGGAGAAAUAUUGAAUAAAGAUUUUCUUUGAAUAAAACAUCCACAUUCGCGUUGCAAACAACUUGUACUCUGUGCUGCAAGGGCAGCGAUCUUGGGGGCACUGUGCCCCCACACUUUUUGAAGCACUGAAAAGGUGCCCUUUUACCCAAGAAAAAUACCCGUUAAUGAACGUAUACUGUGCCCCUUUCACCUAAGGAGGACCCCUUUUUAGGUGUCACUAAGUGCCCUUUGCUCGUAUCUGCCAUUUUUUACAAAAAAUGCCCCCCCCCCAUAAACGUGUUCUGUGCCCCUUUCACUUGAGGAAGGGGCCCGUUUUAUGUGUGAGAAAGUACCCCUUUGCCUAUUCAUAGGUGCCCUUUUUCGUAUCAGUACCCCCUUUUACCCCUCAAGUACGUUCCACCCUGUUACACCCACAAAUGUAAUAAUCGCCCACAAAUGUAAUAACGCCCACAAAUGUAAUUACACUUUACCCACAAAUGUAAUCACGCCCACAAAUGUAAUAACACUUUACCCACAAAUGUAAUAAUGCACUUUACCCACAAAUGUUAUAAUUUUUGAUCGCCCACAAAUGUAAUAAUGACUUUACCCACAAAUGUAAUAAAUUUGAAGGGAUUUUUUGCGAAUCCGUUCUAAACUAAAGUCCUAUAGUAAUGCGUAUCCCGCCACAAGCAUAUGCUUCUAGGGACCUACGCCUUCCUCUGUACACAUAAGUUGUAUAUAUUUAUAUUCUUUAUGGAAAUUGAUUUCAUAUGAAUUAUUGUUAACAAAAAUGAAGAAAUUUUGUAAAAUGGAGGAAAAUAAGUGUUUAUUUGAAAAAAAUUGAAAUAAAGCACAAAAGUGUUAAGUCUUUUUCCAGACCCGGUUAAUUCUAAAAUUAUAAUAUAAGUCCGAAGUCUUUUUUCCAGACCCGGUUGUUUAAAAAAAUAUAAUAUAAGUCCAACCUAAGAUACGAUAAUGAUAUUCCAGUGGAAUAAAUGAGAAUCGAGGUUAGUCUUUUCUCCAGACCCGGUUAGUUAUAACGAAAAACUAAAACCCUUUACCAACAAAUGCAAUAAUGACUUUACCCACAAAUGAUAUAAAUUUGAAGGGAUUUUUGGCGAAUCUGUUCUAAACUAAAACCCUAUAGCAAUGCGUUCAUAUAGCACAAAGUCGUAGUCUUUUUUCUCUAGACCCGGUUAUAUAAAACAUUUAAACAAUCUUCCAAAUAAAGAUCCCAAAAUUAAUUCUUCUUAAUGUUGAAUAACAUAGAAGUUUAGCGUAGUCUUUCCUCAAGACCCAAAUAUUUCAAAUAGCAAAUG
Lytechinus pictus (painted urchin) is the source of this 2722-nucleotide messenger RNA. Its product is annotated as sodium- and chloride-dependent taurine transporter-like. Gene Ontology annotation, cellular component: plasma membrane. The transcript is spliced from 6 exons. The record is from RefSeq and is a predicted model, not a curated record. Gene Ontology annotation, biological process: sodium ion transmembrane transport. NCBI's taxonomy places the organism in Eukaryota, Metazoa, Echinodermata, Echinoidea, Temnopleuroida, Toxopneustidae. The coding region runs from base 46 to 855 and encodes 269 amino acids.